UACAACAAACAUUUACUGCGUAUUGGAAUAAAGCAUUAAAAAAAAACAUUACCUUGAAAUUCUAGAAGCGUACCUGUUGUGAAACCAGAAAGCUGCAGAUUGGAUUUAUAGUACUGACUUCAGCAAGCAACUGAUGUGUUGUAUUCCAAUCAAUUUCCGUUUCAUACAUGGGACAUUAUUUUAAUAUAAUUUACAAUUCUGUGUGUUGAUGAAGCAAGGAAAGUUUCAUUAUGGCUUCUUGCAAGGAAAAGAAAUAUGACAUCGGAAAAGUGUUAUCUGAUAUUCAUUUAGAUGUGUAUUAUUCCAGUUUUCGAGAUCACGGUUACCAAACUAUUUCAGACUGUGAAACAUUAAAUCAUGAAAUUCUAAAAAAUAUUGGAAUAUCACUUACUGGACAUAGAAAACGAAUUCUUAAUAAAAUACACAGCUUGUUGGGGAAAUCUGGAGAUGUUGGAUUUUCUAAUACUGAAACGAAAUAUGAAGAAGAAAGCACUUUCUCACAAGACUGUACAAUUUAUGAAACCGUAGAUUUGCAGUGCGAUAACCCCAAUUUUGAUAACUCUAUAAUGGAUACAAAUUGUAAAGAAGACAAAGAACUUUGUGACCUAAACAAUCUUCCUUUGAAACUGGAAGAUCCAUGUGAAUCUAAAGAAAAAGAUCAAAUUCCUGAAUAUGAUGUGAAACCUGAAAAUGUGCUUGACAAUAUCGAACAUGAUGACUCGCAGAAUUUAGGAUUUUUUGAAUUUCUAGGACCUAUGGUUGAAAAUGAGGUAUAUGAUACAUUUGACAACGUUUCUCCACACAAGCAUCGUAUUAAGAGUGGUCCAACUCGAUCAUUCAUACUGAGAAACAGACCUGUCCCAGAGUUGCCACACUCUGUACAUAAUAACAUCAAACACAGCUCAUCAAAAUCAUCAAACAACCCUACUAAAGAAGAAAAGACACCUCCAAUCUCACCUUAUGAAGAAACCUUUUUUAACUUACCAGAAUUGGAUACUUCGGCAGAAAAUGUUAUGUUUGCAAACAAUGCUGAAGUAAAUGAAGAGGUAUCUGAAAGAGCUAUCAGCCCUUUAAACUCAUCAGAGUCUUCAGAUAAUAUGUCUAUGAAAUCAGAUCAAUCUGGAGAGGAGUCGUUGUAUUCUACAAUGGAAGACUGCACCAGGGGGCUGAGAUUGGAUGUGACUGACAACCUGAAGAGCCUAUCACUAUCAACAACAAGCGUUCAAAGUGAAAAUAUUAGCAGCUAUGAAAUAGACACAACAGAAAAGGAAGAUUUCUCAAUUUCACCCUACGCCUGCUUCUAUGGACCCUUAAUAAAUAAAGCAGGAUGGUUAGAAAAACUAUCCCCCCAUAGAACAUCGAUGUUUCAGAAGCGUUGGGUAAAAGUGGAUGGACAAACUUUGUCUUACUAUUACAAUGACAAGGAUGUUUUUUCAAAAGGAAAGAUUUAUCUGACUGCAAUAACAAAAUUGGAUAUAAUGGGUGAAAACAAAUUUGAAAUAGUCACAUCACAAAGAACAUUUGUUUUUCGAGUGGAAAAAGAUGGAGACAGGUGGAAUUGGAUCAACACAAUGCAAAAUGCGCUAAAAUCGAAACAAAAAAAAUAUCCUUCUCUUCACCUCAGUGAAAAAAAUGGAUACCUUGAGUUAAAAGGCUAUAAAAACAAAAUUUUUACUUUGCUGAGUGAAAGCAAAUUAUGGAUCAGUAAAAGCAAACAGGAUGCCAAAGCUGGAAUUUACAUUACUGAUAUCUCAAUGGCAAUGAUAAACAUAAAAAGCACAGACCGCAAAGGUUUUGAAGUCAUUACCCCCUUUAGGAAUUUUUGCUUUACAGCAGAGUCAGAAAGAAAGAGACAAGAGUGGAUGGAAGCAGUGCAGCAAUCUGUAGUAGAAACUCUAGCUGAUUAUGAAGUAGCAGAAAAGAUCUGGUUCAAUGAAUCGAACAGGAGUUGUGCAGAUUGUAAUGCUCCAAAUCCUGACUGGGCAUCUAUCAACCUAGGGGUUGUCAUUUGUAAGAACUGUGCAGGUCAGCAUCGUAUUCUGGGAAGCAAAAUUUCUAAAGUGCACAGUUUGAAGCUAGAUUCCCCUAUCUGGAGCAAUGAACUAGUUGAGCUUUUCCUUACUGUGGGAAACGCAAAGGUCAACAGCUACUGGGAGGCGAAUCUUUUGUCUGGAAGCAACAUUAAGAUUCAUGAGGCUUCGAAUAUUAACCAUAGAAGGUUAUAUAUUACACACAAAUACAAAGAAGGAAGAUAUAAAAAAACAUUUUCUCCCAAGCUUUCCCAAGGACAAUUAGAUGAGGCUCUAUGCAAAUCUGUGGUUACUACUGAUAUUUUAGAAACGAUGAUAUUAGUGUUUAGUGGAGCUGAUACCAUGUGUACAACAGGCGAUACAAUUAACAGCACGCCAUAUCUUUUAGCAAAGGAGGCUGGACAGCGUUUACAAAUGGAGUUCUUACAUCAUAACAGAUUCUCAGAUUACAAACUUUCAGAUCUCCCUAACUCUGGAACCCUUCGUAAUUUGUUUUAUUGUGGAUUUUUACAUAAGGCUUCUUCAACCUCUAAGAUACCCAACAACAGGAAACUCCAAGAAGAUAUGAAGAAAUGGUGGUGUACCAUUGAGGAUAAUUUCCUGUGUUAUCAUGAAAAUGAGGAUACUUCUGAGCCAGAUGGUGUUAUUGACUUAAGUGAUGUAGUAUGUUUGGUUGUUCAUCCAUCAGAUCCCUCCUUGAAUUCAGGGGCUUUCCUCACUUUUGAGAUGUAUUUAUUGUCAGAACGUAUGUUUCUUUUUGGAACUGAAAAUACGGACUCUCAGAAAGAAUGGACCAAGGCAAUAGUAAAGAGUUUUGUACCCUCUGUUCCAGAAUUCCUACUAGCUUUGGAUUUCAGUAUUAUAGGCUACGUAUUUUACAAAGAUUCAUACAGCCUCAAUCAGUGGAAGGAAGGUUGGUUUGCUCUGGAAAAUGCAUCUCUACACUACUGCCGUGAACAGGAAUAUGAUCAAAGAGACAUAAUUCAACUAAAGAAACUACAAGAACUUACAUCUGUGCAUAAACAUGAAAAAAGAAGCAGUCUUUUAUUAGUUGAAAGUGGAAGGACAUUAUACAUCCAUGGACAUACAAUACUAGAUUUCAUGAUCUGGCAUUCUGCAAUUGAAAAAGCAGCAGGUACAGAUGGAAAUAGGCUACAAGAUCAGCAGCUCAGCAAAAACAACAUUCCUAUUAUAGUGAACAGCUGCAUAGCAUUUGUUACACAGUAUGGUUUGGGAAGCAAAUCUCUAUAUCUGAAAAAGGGAAACCCGCAGAAUGUAAGAGAGUUGCUAGAAGAUUUUAAAAAGGAUGCACGGAGCAUUAAACUAAAAGUCGGAAAGCAUCAACUGGAAGAUGUGACUGAUGUGCUGAAAUGUUUUUUAUAUGAAAUAGAUGAUGCACUUCUGACAAAAGAACUUUAUCCAUAUUGGAUCUCUGCCCUAGACAUUCAAGAUGAACAAGAACGAGUGGCUACAUUCAAAACCAUUAUUGAUACACUUCCAGUACUGAAAAAAGCAACUCUUGCAGCCUUAACUGAACACCUAUACAGAAUCCAAAAAUGUUCCGACGUUAAUCAUCUGGACAUACAUAGUUUAGCAUUUGCCUUUUCUUCUUGUUUGUUUCAAACAAAUGGACACAAGGACAAUGAAGUUUCUGUUGUAGAGAAUUUAAUUACUCAUUAUGUAAAGAUAUUUCAAGUUAGUGAAGAACAACUACAACAAAUGGAUACAGAAAACCGCUUUAUAACUAAAUGGAAAGAUAACAAGGUAACUCAGUCAGGGGACUUGCUCAUUGAAAUUUACUUGGAAAAAAAGGAAUUGGAUAACUGUAUAAUUAUCAGGGUAUCCCCUAAUAUGGAUGCUGCAGAACUAACUCAUUGUGCUGUGGGAAUCAAACAAAUAACUACCACAAAGAAUAUGCUAUGGUCCACUUUCGAAGUCAUUGAAAAUGGAGAGCUAGAACGCUUAUUGCACUAUAAGGAGAAUGUGUUGAACACGGUGUUACAAUGGAGCAUGCUGCCUGACCCUGGAUCUGCAUAUCUACUUGUCAAAUCAUUUUGCACAUGUGACCUUAUGAGUCCUGGAAAGAAAAUGUCAUAUCAAAUGCAAACUGGAUCCAUGAAAUAUAAAGAGGAUCCAUCCAAACUUCUUGGUGGGAAUAAAUUCCAAGAAAGAUAUUUUGCAUUGCGAGAAAGAAAACUUCUUCUGUAUAAGGACAUUAAGUGCUUUAAACCAGAGAAAGUGCUGCCGGUUGUUACAAGCAAAGUAUACAUUGGAGUGAAAAGGAAAUUAAAACCACCAACAAUUUGGGGAUUAACAAUUUAUUUCGAAAAACAUCAAUGGCAUUUAUGUUGUGAUACAAAAGAAGCACAAAUGGAAUGGUGGUGGAGCUUUCUAAAUGCACAGCAUCCAGGUGAUGUUUUUCCAUUAAGAAGAAAACACGAGAAAACGAUAACUAAAAAUGCAACAUUGAGAGAAUAUCACAUAAAACAAGACUUGGAUACAGUUAGAACAAAACAUUCUGAAACAGGUACAAACCCAUCGUCUAGCAAAAUGAUGCACAGAUUAAAUCCAGUAUUAUCCAGGGAAGAUGUCAGUUUGUCAUUGAAACAAAGGUCAUCUAUGUUGGCUGAAGUCUUGGAAAGCAAAGAAGAUGGCAAACUUACAAAACAAAAGAAACACUAUAGUUUGCUAAAUCUUGAUAGUCCAAGCAAUUAUGAUGGCAGUGAAAUGCAAAGGACAGGCUCGGAGAUGAAUAUACCAGAUCAAUACAAUAAACUGUCCCUGGCCUCCAGUGUUAAAAUGCCACCAAAACUAAUCAAGGAACUAAAUUCUGUGAUACAGAAAAACAGAAAAGAGAAGGAGUAACCUGGAUGUAAAUGUCAGAGAAUGAAAGUUUUUACUAGAAGACAGAGAAGAAAUAUUACUUGAAGAACAUUUUAAUAGGGCUUGACAACAUCUUUUAUAUUUUUUGGUUUUAAAUAUCUUGUUUUUCUUUAAUUUCAAGACACAGAGCUGUACUGACUUUACCACAGUUUAUGAUAUUAGCACUCUGUUAUUCGCUGAGACAUUUAAUCACUCUUACAACUACAACAACAACAAAAAAACAGCUAUUAAUGAUAUUGACCAAUGUUAACAUCUUAGGCAUUAAAAAAUACAGAUGUCUGAAUUGUUGAUUUGAACCAACCAUCUGUGAUGCCUUAGCAUUUUUUUAGAUAAAAAAUGUCCACUGUAAUA
Pelobates fuscus (common spadefoot toad) is the source of this 5264-nucleotide messenger RNA. It is a transcript of the gene ARAP2, whose product is annotated as ArfGAP with RhoGAP domain, ankyrin repeat and PH domain 2. Gene Ontology annotation, cellular component: cytoplasm. The transcript has 32 exons. Gene Ontology annotation, biological process: signal transduction. Gene Ontology annotation, molecular function: phosphatidylinositol-3,4,5-trisphosphate binding; GTPase activator activity; protein binding. The record is from RefSeq and is a predicted model, not a curated record. Lineage: Eukaryota; Metazoa; Chordata; Amphibia; Anura; Pelobatidae. The coding region runs from base 231 to 4895 and encodes 1554 amino acids.